Molecule: messenger RNA, 9889 nt
Organism: Pectinophora gossypiella (pink bollworm)
Lineage: Eukaryota; Metazoa; Arthropoda; Insecta; Lepidoptera; Gelechiidae
Gene: Enoph
Product: claspin-like
Exons: 21
Coding region: 230-7072 (2280 amino acids)
Molecular function (GO): magnesium ion binding; acireductone synthase activity
Source: RefSeq, a predicted model, not a curated record
GCGCGAAAUGUGUGGUGCACUGUGUGCUUUUUUGUUUGUCGUAUUAGUAUUGUAAUUUAUUAUAAAAUUAUGGUUAUCUUUGUGGCUAACAUUUGCUUAAUUUAACGUUUUCGACAUGACUGUUAUCUAGCCCUAAAUAAAACGUAAAAGUAUACUUAUAUUUGUGCGCGAGUAAUUCAACGUAAAGGUUUAGAGAAUCAUCAAUGAAGACUACAUAAAAGUGUUUAAGAUGCCAGAAAUUGGGGAUAACAAUUUUUCAUUUGAGUCUAAAGGGUCUCUUCUACGUGAUUCAGACGAAUCCAACGGCUUAGACAAUAAAAACGGGAGUCAAACUAUGGGUAACUUUAGUGACACCGAUGGGGAAGAAGGCCCUAUGGCGCGGAGUAAAAGGCGUAUCCAGAGAUUCACCGAUAGUGGCAGUGAAUCUGAGAAAGAACGUAACGAAAAGGGAGACCUACCUUCAAAAGAACAUGAAGUCAAUUCACCUCUUGGAGAGUUAGCCAACAGUAGUGAAGAUAGCAAUGAUAUUUAUCACGCACCACGUAAGUCAAGACUUUGUAAAAUGUCUUCAAGUGAGGAAUCGGAUACUAUGAUAACUGAUACUGAAAAAAAUGAAGAGCAAUCAUCUCGAAUAAAAAGUAAGAGGAGCAAAUUAAAACAAAAGUUUAAAAAAUUUAUGUCAUCACGUGCAAAAGAUGAGAAGCCUGUUACCAAUAUUGAUGAUGAAAAUAAAUUUGGUGAUGAAAAUAGUCAUAACCCUCACAACUCAGGUGAUGAGGCAUCAUCUAUUGAAAAUACCAAAAAGAUCAUUAAAGAAAAGACAAUACUGAAAAGCAGUUUGUAUGACCCUGACACAUCAGAUGAAGAGGCUGGUUUAGCUAAAGAAAUCUUGACACAGAAGAAAGGGAAAAAGCCUUCCAAUUCUGCACCGGCUAAGCCUGCUAUGAGGAUGUCUGCUAAGCAAGCGAUGGAAAAUAUGCAAAAAAUUAAAAGUGAGUCCAAUCGUAUGUUGAGGGAGAAAGACGUUUCAUUACCAUACCACAGACCCAAGGCAUUGUCCUUGAAGGAUAUCAUGAGCAGAAGAAAGCCAGCUGUUUCUGCCGAUGGGAAGGCCUUACCUAUUAAAAUGAAUGAAGAACAGUUAAAACAAUAUGCGCAACAGUUAGAGCAAAGACAGAAAGAAAUGAUGGAACUUUGUAAAAGUGACACAGAUGAUGAUGAUGAAGAUAAUGAAAAUGAUGCAGAAAAACCAAGCGAGCCAGAAAUGUUAGAAGAAGAACAGAAGGUAGAAAAUCAAGCAGAAAUAUCUAUCCAAAAUGAUACAUUGUAUGAUGAUUUGUCUAUGACAGAAAAUAAAUUGGAUACCAGUGACAAAGAAAAGGAAAAUACAGGAGUAGAGGAAACAAUUGUUGACAACAUUAAUGAGGCUGCUUCUAAUAUAGAAGCUAAUGACUGUGCUAAGAGUAAUGAUGCUAAUGCUGUUGUUAUAACAACAAAUGAUAAUCUGCAACAAACAUUAAUGGACAUAAAUACCUCUGAAGAACAUAAAGAUUUCGAAAAUCAGAAAGAGGGAGACAGUGUCAUAGAUGCAAAUAGUUCAGCAGAUAUGGAAUUAGUGUAUAAUGAUUCAAUGGAAGAAACAUCUGCUCUUGAUUCUGAAAAAGUUUGCCCCACAAGAGAGGUAGAAAAGAAAGAUGGCUGUGAAGAAACUGGUACUGAAGUAGAUAGUCAGUUAAUAACAUUACAUUAUGACACUGAAAAAACGAAUAACUCUGAAGUUGUAAAUCAAAUAGAAGGUAGUGAAAACUUGGCUGUUCCACAACAAUUAAAGGGAGACCAUUUACCUGAGGCUCAAAGAAAAGCAGACAUUAAUAAAAGCAAUGAAUUUUCUGAUGAUGACGUAAACAUGGAGGAUAUAGAUGCACUUAUUGAAAAUGCGGAAAUUAUUGCAAGCCAAAACACGACAGACAAUGUAAAUUCGCCCAUGUUAAUUAAAGACUCAUUGCCUUUCAAAUCUAAACCAAUACUAACUGGUGCUCCUGGUAUGGUCAUUGAUUUAGAUGGUGCUGAUCCCCUAGCACCAAAGAAACUUUCAGGCGUUGAACUCUUGAAGGAACGAUUUACAUUCUUUGCAAAACUUAAAACACCUGAGGAAUUAGAAAGAGACAGAGAAAAAAGGAUAAAACCAGGCGCCCAGCAUCUAAAACUUAAACAAGAACUCGAGGAUCAAAUAGCUGAGCAGCGAUCUUUAGAAUGGGCUAAACGUUUAGAAGAAGAGAAACUUCAGAAAAAGGAGUUAGAGGCUAUCAGGGGUGAAGGUUCAGAUGCCGAGGAAGAUAUUGAAGAAAUUGAGAGAAAGUUAGAGGAAAAAGGUGAUACAAUAGAGAAGGAAUCCAGUUCCGAAAGUGAGGAGGAGGAAGAAAUUGAACAAGCAAUUGUUGAUAAACCGAGAAAACGAAAUCCUAUGGUUGAUGAUGAGGCCGAAGAAUCAGACUGUGACGAAGCUGACAAAGAAGUAGAUGAAGAAAACGUGACAGAAAUAGAUGAAGGAAACGAAGCAGAUAACGAUGAUGAUAAUGAAGAAGAUGACAGUGAGGAAGAAUCAAGCGAAGAAUCUGAAGAAUCAGAAAGUGAACAACAAAAACCAAAGAAAGGCAGAAUAUUGAAAGCUUUUGAAGAUUCGGACGACGAGGAAACUACGAUAGUAUCAGAACCAAAGGAAAUUAAUACUGUUCCUAAGAUGAUAAAUCACGAAGUUGUUCAAAAAGAUAAAACGGCAGGAAAUACAGAUCUUAUAAAAGAAACCCAAGAUGACGAUAUACAGUUGGCUCAAAUGCACAAAUCAUUAUCGGCAGAUCUAUUUACUAGCCAAGAAAGUCACAUUCUAUCUAGUGGCAAAGAAAAUACCAAUACUCCUGCAGAUGGCAGUACUGAUGAAAAAGAUUUCGGCACUCAAACAUUUUCGAUAUUAGAGUCAAGUCAUAAAGAAAAUGAAAAUAUGAACUUAUCUUUGCCUGAUCAAAUGUCUAUUGUAUGUGAUACUCAAGGAUUUGAUGAUAACCUGGAUGCUGUAGUAGGACUGUGCUCCGGAAGUUUUUCUCAGACACAAAAUUUAGUAACUCCGACCCAGUCUGAUGUUCCCGACUCACAAGUAAUAGGGGAUGAUGUGCUGGCUUUAUGUACUGGCAAAUUUUAUGACAACCAGUUUGUUUCGCAACUUGAAAAGACUGUGCCAAUGUCCGAAGAUGCAGAACUAAUUAUUUCUCCAAAAGAUGGCACGAGUGUUAUUGAUAUUGGAAGUCAAAGGAAAACAUCUGACAAUGUUACAAAUGAAAAACAUAACGACAUAAGUCAAAAUGAAGAUAAAAGUCAAACAGAAAUAGAACCCCUCGCCAGCGAAAAUGUUGUAAAUACUAAGAAAAUAGAUGAUGUGAAUCUCAAAUCAAUUCUUGACGAAUUAAACGAUCCAGAGUUUGAUUCUCCGAAACCAAAUAUAUAUUUUGUUCCUAAUGACUACCAAGAUAAAGAAAAUAAAUCUAGUAUUGCUAAUGCUCAAAUGAGAAAGAAAUUUAUUAUUGAUUCUGAUGAUGAAGGACAGGAAAAACCUGUUAAUGAGGUUAAGAAGAAGAAAAAUAAAAAGAGGAAGCUUGAAGAUAGAGCUUUGCAGAUAUCAGAUGAUGAGGAAGAUGAAGAACUAGAUCAAGAUGAAGCAGAAGAUGGUGAGUCUGAUGUAGAAGAAAAUGAAGAAAUAAUUGUUGAAUAUGAUUCUGAUGAAAAUGAGGUGGUAAUUCAACCCCAGAAACCUAAAAAGAAGCGUAAAGCUGCCGAUUUCUUGGAGCAAGAGGCGGAGUUGACAUCUGAAGACGAGUGGAUAGGGUCUGGAGACGAGGACGAGCGCGACCUUGACCGCAUGGAGCGCGAGGAGGGCGACGACGACACCUUCAACCAGAACCAACUGCAGCGGGAACUGGGCCAAAUUCAUAUGCGCGACGUGUUGGAUCAAGAUAAACGUGACGUGAGACUGAUCCAGGAGCUUCUCUUCGAAGACGGAGACCUGGGCGGUGGACACCGGCAACGGAAGUUCCGAUGGAGGAACGCAGAUGGUGAGGAAGUCGAUGGCGCGCCUGACAGCGAGUUCGCCGACACACAAGAGGAAGAAUUUGAGUCAGAAGAACAGUGGAGGAAGCAGAGGCACGAACGAGAAAUGUUCCUCAAAUCAUUGAACGAAGAACCAGAAGACUCGCUGAACGUCAGCGUGAGCAGAACCUCUUUGAUCAAGGCGAAUCUGUCCAAGAAUUCCUCCAGCCUUUUUGUUGAAGUCAACACGAGUGUUGAGAAGACUGAGACCGUGGAGAAGAAGCCUGCUAAGGACAUUCCCAGCCCGAAGAAACCAUUCGCGAUAUUCCAGCAAAACUACCACGGGUCGUUGUUAACACGCGGACGCGGUGCCUUGGCAAGGUUGGCGGCGCUGGCGACGCCACUAGCCACUGACGAUGAUACUCCUAAGACAGGCUCCCUAGCUCCUACUAACAAGAGGAACUUCGUCUUCGCUACCGUGGACAAAACACCCGUAGACGACGAACCUAAGGUAUCCAAAAGGAAAGCAGAGGCAAAGGCUGACACUCCCAGACUGGUCAAAAAAAUGAGGACUGAAGAUAAACAGGACAAGCUGUUCCCGUAUGCCGAGGAGAAUGUGAAGCAGUUCUUGGAGAGCCAGUGGGAGACGGAUGACGUGAAGGAAGUUGUCGCAGCGCUGCGCAAGCUCGCGCUCGAAGACCAGGCCGGUAGCGUCGACGGCGCUGUCGCCAUCCCUGGAGAGGAUGCUUCGAAGGAGGACCAGAUCGAGGGCGUGGUGAGCAGCGUCAAGUGGCAGAUGUCCGCGGACCGCAAGGCGGGCCCGCUCAAGCAGCUGCAGGGGCUCAUCUGGAAGCAGGGCUACGACAAGGGCGAUAUCAAGGGACACGUAUAUGACGACGUAUCCGCUGCUCUAGAUGCGUGGCAGGCCGUCGACGGCCAGAAGGUGUACAUCUACUCGUCGGGGUCGGUGCAAGCACAGAAACUUCUCUUCGGCCAGUCCCUAUCCGGAGACCUCCUCAAGUACAUCGAGGGCCACUUCGACACCGCCGUCGGGGCCAAGCAGGAAGCUGCUAGCUACAAGAAUAUUGUUGAGAAGAUCGGCUGUAAUCCUGAAGAUGUUCUGUUUCUCACUGAUAUUCUUAAAGAGGCAGAGGCGGCGCGCGAGGCAGGCGUGAAAGCGGCGCUGGUCAGCCGCGAGGGCAAUGCCCCGCUGCCGGCCGAGGCAUCCUCCUUCCCCGUGCUACACAGCCUGGCCGAGCUCACCGUCUCCAACAAACGCAAGCCGGAACCCCAGGAGACCGAAACACCUGCUAAAAUCCUCAAGACUGACGUAGAAGAUAACGUGAAGGCUUCUUCUGAGGCAGCACCGCCAGCGGCUGCUGAGACAGCUGUAGAAAAAGAAGCCGAAACAGAGAAAAUGGAGGUUGAAGACAAUGGCACCUCAAAUGAUGGAUCGAACGAUGUCCCGAUGAAUGAACAAGUCACCGUAGAGGAGCUGGAUUCAAACGAAGCCACCUCCAUUGCUUCCGUGUGCAAUCUGGAGCCAGUCGUGGAGGAGAAAGAGGAAAAGACUGAAGAGAAAGGGACUGAAACAAAGAAAUCUUCCCUAACAAAUGGCAAGGGCGUUGAUGUCCCCGUGCCCGAGGAGACCCCGCCCGCUACAGAGACAACAAUCACUGAAAUAGAGGAAAUAGUAGACCUUGAGAAGCCGUUGUCUGAUGCUGCCGAGGUUAUUGAGAACAUUGAGCCAGUUGUAGAAGAACCAGACGCGGAUAUGGAAGUGUUACAAAACGUCGGCGAAGUAUUAGAGAAGGAAUGCGACGAGAUUCUCUCUAAAGUAAAUAAUGUCACCAACAUCGACAACAUUCCAAGUAAUGCCAGUAAACCGCAUUUGAAUACGAUUGCCGAAGAAACUAUGGAAACUGAAAAUACAGAUACGAACGAUAUUGUCGAAGGAAUAUUAGAUUCAGAAUUGGAAAUCGAAAUGAAACAGUGCGCAGAUAUUGACUUGAACACUGUAACAGAAAUGACAGAAUCCGAAAAGGCUAAUGUAGAAGAGAAUGGCGUAAAGGAAGCUAGUCCUACAGAUAAGAAUACUCCCGAAGAAGUGACCACAGAAAAUAAAGUAGAAAAAGUCGCUGAAACUAAAGUAGAAAAAGAAACAAAAGUAGAAGAAACUGAAAGUAAAGUCGAAAAAGAAUCUGAAACCAUAUUGGAAAAGGUUAAGGAAAGUUCAGUGGAAAAAGUAACAGAAAGCACAGAAGAAAAAGUCGUAACUAAUUCAGUGGAAAAAAUUGAAGAAAGCAAAGAAGAAAAGGUAACAGAAAUCCCAGUAGGGAAAGUCGCAGAAACCGCAGUGGAAUCUACAGAUAGCCCAAUGGAAAAAGACACAGAAAAGACUGAAGAAAAAGUUGCAGAAAGCAGCCCCAUGGAUACAGAAGCAGAGACACCUGGAGAAUCUAAAGUAAAAGAAGCGCAAAACGUAGAAUCCGAAAGCAAAGAAAGUGUAGAUGUAAAAUCAAAUGAAGUUGAACCAGCAAAAGACAAAGAAGAGGAUAAAACGGCAGACACAGUGACUGAAGAGGUCAAACCUGUAUCAGAAGCAAAAGAAACUGAAAAGGUAGCAGACGAGGCGAAAACAGUUGAACCUGUUAAAGAAGAAGCGCAGUCCGUCGAGGAAGUAAAAGCUGCAGAACCUACACCACAGAACAACACAGAUGCUGAGGUGAAGGAGCCACAACUAAACGGUAAUGCGACGAACGGGAACACUGAGAAAGUUAUGAAUGGAGAUGCGAGCAAGGAUGAGGAGUUAAACGCACGACUUUCGGUGGAAAAUGGCAAUGGCAAAGUGAACGGUUCUAAUGGAGACUCGAUGGAUGGUGAGAAGGGACAGGGCGACUGCAAGACAGACGCAGAGGUGAGCGACAUCAAAGUCAAGACCGUUACCACCGACGAACCCCGCACUGAUCCAAUAGAGCAGCCUACAGAAGCAUAAGAUAACUUGUGACGGGACGGUUGGGAAGAGCGGGUUGUCGUAUCGUAGUCGGUUCACAUCGGAAGAUAGACAAGACUGAGGUUGCUUCCACAUUGACAUCACUUCCUAGUUUAUAUGUGUAUUGAAUUAUUGAACUUUACUGUGUACCGCGUGACGACGGCGGUGAGCGCUACCUUUUUACUAUUACAAAGCACAAUACGUACAUUCAUACAUAGUUUCACUGUAAAUUAAAAAAGACGGGAACAGGAGAUCGUUAAGAAAAAGCUAAUUUGUACUAUGAGCUUAUAACGAAUUUCCAGUAAGUUAUACUCGUAAGUCUCGUAACGUCAAUUUACAAUUUAAUAGUUCCAUCGCAUCAUUAUGAAGUUUGAAACACCGUACUUAUUUACUUCUAAUUUUCAUAAGUUACGACAAAUAUACAAAAAAAUAUAUAUUUGAAAAUAUCUUAAAUGUACAGUCACGAAGGAAAGUUAAACUCUGUCCACAGUUUUACAACUAAAUUGAUUUUAAAAUAGUUCGCCUUUUCAAAUUGGCCAGUAUUAAACUCCAUUUACAAUCAGAUUUUUGUGUUCGAUGAAUUUAUAUUGAAUAAUGUUUUCGCCGUCUUCCAAUGCCAACCUGCGCGCGUGCCAAAUCCACUAUCAAAGCUGGCUAAUUUAGGUACCUAUGUGAUUUCAAAACGUGUAUCUGAAAUAAUCGACCUAUGUACUCCGGUCAUGCAAAUCGUAUCUAAUUAAGCGUUCUACUGCUGUCACAUAACUAUUCUCUUCAGAGGUCCAGUGAACUAGCAAUGGUGUUAAAUCGGGCCAAGACGAACAAAAGACUGGUUGCUUUUUCGCCCAAGCACAAUGAUACUACAUACUCAUCACAUAAUAUGAUAAAAGGAGGCCACAAAAGGAUCACAAAAGUUACACGCAUAUUUGUAUUCAAUGUAUUGUUCAUCAUAGGUUUACGGAUAUUUGCUAUUAUAAAAACAUAACUAUGCAUUUAAUAUACAUUUAUACAAUAACUCAUUUUAAGUUAAUUUAACGCAAUUUAAGUUAAAUAUUAUAAAAUAAUGUGCUAGUUAUAUUAAGCGCAGCGCACGCCGUCUGUCGUCGUUUCUCGUAUUUUGAAUAAGGUAAGUUUUAUUCGUAAGUAAUAACUGUAUUGUGAUUCUUAAUUAUCGUAUGUAUAACUGUAUUUUCUGAACUUCAUCCACUGCCAAAUUCGCGCUUUCCUUUGAAGUUGGGUGUGAGCAUUAAUUGUGAUAUUGUAACGAGUUGAAGACUGUUUGUAAAUUAAACUAGCGGCGCCGAGGGAGGUCUGAUGAUGUGUUCAUUGCCUGCGAACAUUAUUGCGUCAAGACGGACCAAGUCUCGGAUCUUGACAGUUUAUAUCUUAAGUACGGAAUGCUUCUACUUUUAUGCCUCGUCUACACGACGACUACGGGCGAGCAUGAUCAAACAACGAAGUGAUCGGCCUUUACAGCCGAGUAUGCCGAUCGCGUUCGUCUGUAGUCGCCGAUUGUGUAGAGGGGGCAAUAUAUACCUCAAUUGUUCCACCAUUUUGUCGUUAACAUUAGGAUAAAAACACAUCCAUAAAGGAUCCCAAAUUUUAUUACCAAAUCAGGCAAAUCUCUGUGCCGCUAUCUUAGUAAUUUAAUCGGGCUGUGCUGGAUGCUGGAUGCGAUCCGAGGAGAGAAGGGUAAUCAUUUUGUAAAUAUUGAUUGCAUCAAUUCUGUAGUAUUAAAUAUGCACAAAUUGAAAAUUGUGCUAUAUCUGAUAUCUUUGUAAAAAUAUACGUGCGUUGCACAGAAGGGGAGAGACUGUUAUAAAAUUUGCAUAGUAGCUUUGUAUACGGGCGACGUUCCUAUGAUAGACUACAUUUUUCUCCAAAAAUGCCAAUUAUCAAAUGUAUUGUUAAGGACAACUAAUGAUAUCUACGACUAGUGCUAGUCAAAUAUCUUGCGUAAUCUCAAGCUGUAUUUUUGCAGUAUUACACUUUUUACCAAUUGACUGAUUUACUAAAAAAAAAAUUUUUGUUGGUUCUAUUUUGUAAUUGUUAUGUUAUUUUUAUUUUUUAAACUCUUAAGGGUUAGGGCUAUGUAAGGGAAGGUACAGUGUGGAUACGAUUUCAUACACCAACUUCAAAUGGAAGCACGAACUACUUUGUUUAGACUGAUUUUUUACUGAUUCAAAACUAUUUUCUAGUCAACCGUUAUUUCGAAUAGCUUAGCUUAACCUAUCACGAUACUUUAAAUGAAACUGUAUUGUUUUGAUACUCGGGUCAAUCUUUGGAUGCUUUUUAUUUUUUAGAACAUUUUACUUCAUAAAUUGUGGUUGAGAUACAUGUCAAUUAUUAAUUGGUUGCUGAAAUUGAUGUUCAUGGCUAGAUAUUAUCUAAUUUUUCGCAGUAUCAGAUAGUACUUUAUAAAAAUGGUCUUGUGAACAGAUAUUUUUUUAACCAACGCCGCAAUACAUCACUGAGAUUCUUUGCAGCACAGUUUGUUCAACUUUCGCAGUGACUGAUAUGUUUGGUUACAUUUUUUUUGAUUAUUUAAGUUAUUUAGCCUUAGUUGUGAUGUGAAUCUCCGGGAUUGGAGACCGCGAGCCAAUCAGUCGGGUCUUACAGUUGAGAGUGAUUGUAUUUUCCAUUCCUCUAUCGGCUCUUGGACAUAACGGUUGUAUGGAAAAUAGAUAAUAAUUUAAGAAUUAUUAUUUUAAGUCCAUGUAUUUUCUUUGUAAAAAUGAACAAAUCUCCGACGCAAUUGAAAUGUAUUAAUUUUAAUUGUCACCACUUAUGACGUUAAAUAUAUUGGAUGUAGAAUUUUUAGAA